Hyla sarda is the source of this 2702-nucleotide messenger RNA. It is a transcript of the gene RNF11, whose product is annotated as ring finger protein 11. The record is from RefSeq and is a predicted model, not a curated record. NCBI's taxonomy places the organism in Eukaryota, Metazoa, Chordata, Amphibia, Anura, Hylidae. The transcript is spliced from 3 exons. Bases 383 to 847 code for a protein of 154 amino acids.
GUAGUGUCUGACAAUAAGACGCACAUACACAGAAGUGGCCAUUGUUCUGAACAGCACCCGGCAGCGAAAGGGUGGUGCCGCACACCACGUGACCGUCCUCCUCCCAGACACAAACACUGGGGCGUGGUCUCCUCCCGGCUGGCAGUGACGUCACGCCGUGUCUGUGAGCGCUGGGAUCAGUAAUGGCGGCCGUUAUCUUGGCGGAGCGCAGCGGAGAGAGAGGCUGACCGGCCCCGGGGGAAGGGGGGAGAGCGAACAGCGGCCGGGGCUCCGGGUCACACCGAGGAGGGCGGAGAUAGAAGCCAUUGUACAGAGCCCUGUGAGGUGUCAGCGGAGGAGGCCCCGUGUAAGCUGUAGAGAGGAGACGGUAUAGGGGGGCGACAUGGGCAACUGCCUAAAGUCACCGACAUCGGACGAUAUAUCACUGCUGCACGAGUCGCAGUCUGAUCGGGCGAGUUAUGGGGAUGGCAAUGACGGGGACCAGGAGCCGCCGCCCCCAUACCAGGAGCAGGCUCCAGUGCCCGUGUAUCACCCCACACCAAGCCAGACCCGUCUAGCUACUCAGCUAACAGAAGAGGAACAGAUCAGAAUAGCGCAACGAAUAGGUCUGAUUCAGCACCUGCCCAAGGGAGUGUAUGAUCCCGGGAGAGAUGGAUCAGAGAAGAAGAUUAGGGAGUGCGUGAUCUGUAUGAUGGACUUUGUGUAUGGCGACCCCAUACGAUUCCUACCCUGCAUGCACAUUUACCACAUGGACUGUAUAGACGACUGGCUAAUGCGUUCCUUCACUUGCCCUUCCUGCAUGGAGCCGGUCGACGCAGCACUGCUUUCCUCUUACGAGACUAACUGAGCCUCUCUCCUGGACGUCGCAAACAGGACAAGGCUGCUGACGGGGGGGGGGGGGGGGUUCAGCCCGUCUGAGCCCCAAGAUCCAAUAGAAGAAUGCACACAGGCCCUAGAACCCACAUAUCUGCUGGAAAACUAGAGCAAACACCGAAUAUCCUAUAUCGGAAAGAAUCUUCUUUUACCGCAGACUUUGCCACAAGAUCCAAGCAAGCAGCUCCCGUUCUACCGAAAAUGAUCAAUUCCUCUUGGAUCUUAACACGUGCUCAAGUAAUGAUGUCCUGUCUCUUUAAGUGUUCCUAUCCUUGGAUACAAGGCCUAACUAGUAAGGUGUAUGCUGAUCCUAAUUUUUUUUCCGGCCUUUACUUUCCACAAAUAUUCGGCACUUUCCACCCUUUCCCCUCCCCUGUAAUAACCGGUUAUGUUGUUCCAAGUGAGUUUGUGAAGGUUUGUGUCUGUCCGUGUAUGGGGGGGUGAAACCUUGUUCUGGACAUAAACUCAAUUAUCAGGCCCGGAACGGGCGCGAUCCACCCAGAACUGUCGGCUUAUCGUUUUCCGAUGUGGACGUUCACGAGAGGAGCUGCUCUUUUGCCCAAGUUUCGUCCGAACUUCUUGCUUAAAUCAUUGUAGAUACAUACUCUUCACCUUCAUGCUAUAUCUUUCAACAUAUAGUGAUGGGCCAGGGUGGGGAAGAAGACCUCAAUGCAGGCAAACUGUGGCCCUAGGGGGGUCCAGGGCACUGCCGUGCCAAAUCGGUUUGACGAAUUGUUGACUGGCGGACAAAGAACUGGCAACUCGACUAGUUUUAAACCUUUUGGCUCCCAGAAACGUCCGCGCCGGGCUUCUGGCUCCUCCUCGAGCGGAGGAAAUAUUUUGCACCUUUUAUUAUUAUAUUAUUAUUAUUAUAAUUAUUAUAUUAUUAUUUUUCUUUCCAUUGGAAAUGGAAUUUCCUUGGCCUUAGGUCUCUGUAAAGUGAAGUCUGAUAUUGCAGGACAGGCUCCUCCCACCUGUGCGGCGCUGCAGUUCUUCGUGUUGCAGAGGUUGAAUCAGACGGCGCUCGAUCCAUUACCGGGUGCAUUAACACACACGGGAUCAGAUUUUACCAGGCAAUUCUUAUGUAUUUUUGACGGGUUUGUAAAAUCAACUGCUGAUCCCCAAUUGCAGAUGCGGUGGGUGUAUAUACACCUAACCGAACAUUGACUGACUGAUUAUUUUUUUUUCUUCUUUUUCAGUUUUAAUUAUUUUUUUAUUUUUUUUCCACCAUGUAGGACACAAGUCGCAUAUUCCUGUUCUGUUUUGUGUUUAUUAACCCCUUUCCCUUCAGAGGGGACCCAGCCCCGCACGCUGACCUGGGCAGUCGCUGGCUCUGGAGGGAUUAACCUUCAUUUGUGUUAAAUUUAUGUUCAUGAUAUCACUACAGUGUAUGUUAUUUUCUUUCUUUUUCUUUUCUUUUUCUUUUGUUUAAAAAUCAAAGUGUAUUUUCAUCAGCCUUUCAAUGUGGUGUUGCUAGCUCAGCAUCAGAUUAAAGCUGUGUAUUCCGAAGGCCUAAAACCCUGACUUGGCUCUGCUUCAAAAACGCCUAAUACCCAGCACUGAAUAGUCCCUGUUCUCAGCAUUUCGGCUCCCAAAUCUGCAACUCGUGCUGAUGCGUCUGUUACAGUACAGUCCUGUCCGGUCAAUGAGAUGCCUUGUUUAUAUGUGACAUUUUUUACAGUGCGCUGAGGUCAUCCUGCAUUCUAGCUGCCUGGUGGGCUCCGCAGCUGUCAGAACUAUAAACUGUGGCUGGAUCACUUAGUAUAAUAUAUCACCAGUAGGACUGAUGGUUUAUUGUUCCAUACAGGAGAAUAAAACCUAUAAACAGC